Molecule: messenger RNA, 3191 nt
Organism: Myripristis murdjan (pinecone soldierfish)
Lineage: Eukaryota; Metazoa; Chordata; Actinopteri; Holocentriformes; Holocentridae
Gene: wipi2
Product: WD repeat domain, phosphoinositide interacting 2
Exons: 12
Coding region: 368-1651 (427 amino acids)
Molecular function (GO): protein binding
Source: RefSeq, a predicted model, not a curated record
UUCCUGUUAGUUGACAGAUGUCAGCUCAGUCGCACUUUUGUCGGUGUUUUGGAGGGUUUGUCUUGUCUAGAAUGGCAUUCGCCUAGAUGUUGUCUACGAUUACAGCGUAUAGCUCAGCUGUUCUCAAAAAGUAAACUAGAAAAACGGUGCUGGCUCUUUAAACGUGUCGCACGCUGCGGCUUCAGAGCAUGCGUAGGGAGACGGAGCAUCAGCCCCUUGUGAAAAACAACAACAAUCACUACAGCAGGGCUAGCAGAUCAGCGAUGGCUCCGUGAAACCCAACUGGUCUGCCUUUAAUCACUGUACAAAUUUAAGCCCGACUGCUGCUAUUUCUACAGGAGCUUUAUAGAUCGAUGGUGCCGAGCCCAUGAACUUGGCCAGUCAAAGCGGGGAUGCUGGCGGAAGCCAGCUCCUCUUCGCCAACUUCAACCAGGACAACACGUCCUUAGCUGUUGGUACCAAGUCGGGAUACAAGUUUUUCUCUCUGUCAUCUGUGGACAAGUUGGAGCAGAUUUAUGAAUGUACGGACACAGAGGAUGUGUGUAUUGUGGAGCGCCUGUUCUCCAGCAGCCUGGUGGCCAUCGUCAGCCUGAAGGCUCCCAGGAAGCUCAAAGUCUGUCACUUCAAGAAGGGAACCGAGAUCUGCAACUACUCUUACUCCAACACCAUACUGGCUGUCAAGCUCAACAGACAGAGGCUGAUUGUGUGUCUUGAGGAGUCGCUGUACAUCCACAACAUCAGAGACAUGAAAGUGCUGCACACCAUCAGAGAGACCCCACCCAACCCUUCAGGAUUGUGCGCCCUGUCCAUCAGCAACGACAACUGUUACCUGGCAUAUCCAGGCAGUGCCACGAUAGGAGAGGUCCAAGUGUUCGACACAGUCAACCUGAGAGCGGCUAACAUGAUCCCAGCCCACGACAGCCCCUUAGCUGCUCUGGCUUUUGACGCCAGUGGAACCAAACUGGCCACAGCCUCGGAGAAGGGCACGGUGAUUCGUGUCUUCUCCAUCCCAGAGGGACAGAAACUCUUUGAGUUUCGACGAGGAGUCAAGAGGUGUGUGAGUAUCUGCUCAUUGGCGUUCAGUAUGGAAGGCCUGUACCUGUCGGCCUCCAGCAACACAGAGACGGUCCACAUUUUCAAACUAGAGACGCAGAAGGAGAAGUAUGUGCCAGCGGAGGAGCCCACCACUUGGGGAGGGUACCUGGGCAAGGUCCUGAUGGCGUCCACCACCUACCUGCCGGCCCAGGUCACAGAAAUGUUCACUCAGGGCCGAGCCUUCGCCACCGUACGACUGCCCUUCUGCGGACACAAGAACAUCUGCGCCUUAGCUGUGAUCCAGAAGAUUCCCAGGUUGUUAGUAGCAGCAGCUGAUGGCUACCUGUAUCUGUACAACCUGGAUCCUCAAGAGGGAGGGGAAUGCACACUUAUGAAACAGCACAGGUUAGACGGCAGCGCUGAGCCGCCUAAUGAAAUCCUGGAGCAGGGGUCACAUGAUCGCCCACUCGUGGCCCAAACCUACAGUGCUGCUGUCACUAAAGGUUACUGCGAAGAGCAAGGUGCCGUGGGAGGGGCGGGGCUCGAGGAUGACCUUAACGACUUGCGCUUGGAGGAGGAGAACGAGCAGCCACCGCUCAUCCUGGAGACUGACUGACGGACGGCUGCACCCACCAAUCAGAGGGCUCCUCUGGUGCUGCUAUGAACAUGUGACACAGCGUGGGGGGCGGGAGGGGCAGGAUUAAAGACGGGGGGGUGUAUUUAAACGCUCGUGCGUUGAAGAGCCUGUCAGUCUGUCUGUGCGUUUGUCUGUUCACAUACUUGUCUGUUUUCUCCCUCCCUCCUCCCUCCUUUUGCUCCCCCCUCAACCCCCCCCUCCCUCCCUUGGCUUGCCUGCGCAGGCAAGACUGAAGCUUUGCAUGUACAUGUGCCAACCGCUAAAACCAUGCUCCAAAGAGCGAGCAUCCGUGAGUGCGCGUCGGGACGUCCUGUCACAAAAAAAAAAGAAGAAAAAAAAAUGUAGCUGUCUCUCCACUUAGACACACACACAGACGCACGCGGUGUGUUCAAGUGACGAUGAAUGUGUAAGUGCCUCUCUGCCCCGCUGUCAUGGUUUCUUCUGUUUGGAGAAUUCCCUCCUCCCAUUGGCUCAAUAAAAUAUGUUUUAAGUUGUCUGAUCUUAAUCUCGGUUGUGAGCCAUCUUUUCUGACCCUCCUCUCUCUCUCUCACACACACAGGCGCACUGUCCUGCGUGGGGUGGACUGUGUGUGUGUGUGUGUAUAUGUGUGUGUGUGUGUGGCAUCAGUCAAAUAAUUUUCUCUUAAAAGAAUGUUUUAGAGGCUUUUGGCAUGAGGCAGAGGUAUUUGCGAGUAAGAGUGUGUGCGUGUGUUUGCGUGUGCUGAGACAUCCGUUGUGUGUGGUGUGUGUGUGCGUGUGUGCGUGUGCUGGGCAUGUACAUUAGCAAAACGUUUAGAAAUAAGCCUACACUUGUCCCCGCUCACUUUAACCCAAUCAAAACAGAGGCUCAGCGGACCUUCCCGCCCCCCCCUCUCUCCCCCUCCUGAGGCCUGCAGUCAUUGGUUGAUUUUUGAACCCCCCCCUCCCGAUAUUACUGAUUCGUAUUUUCUAAUCUGCAUAACCAAUCGUAACCAAUGAUGUGUCAUGCGUAAGAAAACAUGCAUGGUGUUGUUGACGUGUUACUGUGUCCAUACGUUGAAGGCACUCGGCUGGUGGUGAUGGCGAUCAGUCCCAAUCAGACAGGAAGUCGGCUCAGACAGGAAGGAAGGGGUCAGCGUUGCAGCAACAAGCCUUCAGCUGCAUCCCUGAGAGUCCUCCUCCUCCUCAACCUUAUCUAUACUCUGUACAUUAGUAGUUGUGGCAAGAUAUCUUAUCACUGUACCAUACUGUCAGGUCAUAACCAUGGAUUCAAGACUUUAGAAACCCUGUGCAUAGUGAGUCAUUGGCCACCGAGUGAACUGUGGGCUUUCAUUUGGUUCGUCUGGAGCUCAGGCUGAGCCUCAUCACCUGGUCCAGAGCGCUGCAUGAUUCCCCGUGAUCCUUUGGUGUCUGAGGCUAAAGCCGCUAAAGAAGGUAGUGUCGAGGGAAAUUUGGAGUGUAAGGCAUUUUCUAAUGAUUUUGUAUAAAAAUGUGAAACGUUAAUCUGAAACUAAAAUGAAAAUAAAAUCCAUGUUGAUGUA